AUGGACCAAAUUGCUCCUUGCAUUCAUGAUGAGCUUGCCUUGUUUGUUCAGAAAUAUAGAAGGGUUGUCAAAGGUAAAACCAAAGUCACUAGGAAUUGUCAAAAUCUUCCUAGCUCGUCUACAUGUGUGUCUCAAGACAAUGUUUUUAAGGAGAUGAAUUUUUUGGACUCUUAUGGCUUUAGGGAGGACAAAAGUUUGAAGGGUCUUGUAAAGUGCUAUCUAUGUGGUGGUGUUGGUCACACUGAUGUGGAAUGUGCAAAUAACCACAUGAUAGAGUCUAAUGGGAGAGAAGAGUCAAUUAGUGCACAAUGGAGUGAUAGUGAUAGUGUUGAUUCCAAUAAUUAUAUCACUUCAUCUUUUGAAGAGACAAAUAAUUUUGCCCUUGUUGGUUCUGUUCAUAACUCUAGCAUUGCUAGAGUUCAUGUAGUUAAGGAAGGAAAAUCUGAUUCAAAAAAUGAAUCUGUGUCUGGAGAUGAUAGGCAGGAUGACCAGUCAUACAGGAAACAGGAUGACCAGUCAUACCUGGGUAUGUGUGAAAAGUAUGAUGUCUUUUUUACUGAAACUUCCAAGCUUAAGGAAAGAAAUUUCCUACUUGAAAGGAAGGUAAAAAACCUGGAAAUUCUUAAUUGCACUUUUAAAGAAGCAAAUAAUGAAUUGAGUGAAAAUAUUGAGACCUUGAAGAGUGAAAAGGAUUCAUUGAUUGUCAUUAAAAAUGACAUUUCAAACCAAUUGAAUGUGCUCAAGGAAAACAACUUGGUUUUCCAUGCCUCCAACAAGAAUUUGUUGACUCAGAUAAAUGAGGCAAAUGACAUGGUGAUCAAGCUUACCAUAGGGGCUAAAAAGGUGGAUAAAAUGUUAAAUAUGGGUAAGGUUCAUGGAGACAAAAUUGCUUUUGGUUAUGGUUGUUCUAGUUCAUAUGCCCCUCCUCAUUUGACCACAUUUGUCAAGGAGUCAAAUACAAAGUUUGAUGUUUUAGAGCCAACUAGGACUCAAAGAUUCAUUCCUACUUGUUACCAUUGUGGUGUGAAAGGUCAUAUUCGACCUAGGUGUAAUGCUCUAAGGAAUGUGUCUAGAGCAACCGAUGCAAAUGGCUUUAAGAACCAUAUUUCAUCUCUUAAAACAUGUGAGCUUGCAAAAUCUGUUAUUUGUACAAGAGAUAAACAUUUUUCACUUGCAAAAUUUGGUUUUCAACAACCAAAAAGGUUCAUUCCUAUAUGCCAUCAUUGUGGCACAUUAGGACACAUUAGACCAAAGUGUUUUGAGUUUAGGAAUUUUGAGAAAAAGCCUUUUGUUCAUUUCAAGAAAGUAAAUGACGACUCACUUCAAACUCAAGUGAAUGAUCUUCUUUAUAAAGCUGUCAAAAUUCCUAAGGUGAUCUCUAUGCCUCAUAAAGUCUCAAAAGUGAAGCAAGUUUGGAUCAAGAAGGAAGACCAUGUUCUUCCUCAUGUUGGUGACUAG
Molecule: messenger RNA, 1458 nt
Organism: Prunus armeniaca (apricot)
Lineage: Eukaryota; Viridiplantae; Streptophyta; Magnoliopsida; Rosales; Rosaceae
Source: the annotation of a GenBank genome assembly